ACAAAUUCAAAUAAUCUGAUCUAUCUAUAUCUAUAAAUACACAGCCUCUUUACGAUGCUAGACAUCCAUCACACUCCUCUCAAGCACUUGCAAUUAGGCAUAGAAAUUCCAAUUUGCUUCAAUUAAAAAUGGCAACUCACUUUUUCCUUAUAACCAUAGCCAUCAUUGCCUUGGCCUCUACACUUGCCUCUGCUUCAGACCCAAGUCCUCUACAAGACUUUUGUGUUGCUGUUAAUGACUCCAAAUCUGCUGUUUUUGUGAAUGGAAAAUUUUGUAAUGACCCAAAGCUCGCCAAAGCCGAUGACUUCUUCUUUUCUGGCCUCCUUAAUCCCCGAAAUACAUCAAAUCCAGUUGGAUCGACUGUCACUCCAGUAAAUGUUAUGCAAAUCCCAGGCCUCAACACUCUUGGCAUCUCAUUAGCUCGCAUCGACUUUGCACCUUAUGGUCUUAACCCACCCCACACACACCCUCGUGGAACUGAGAUCCUCGUGGUCUUGGAGGGUACCCUCUAUGUCGGUUUCAUAACCUCCAAUCCGGAAAAUCGUCUUUUCACCAAGGUCUUGUACCCAGGAGAUGUUUUCGUGUUCCCUGAGGGUCUUAUUCACUUCCAGUUUAACGAAGGAAAGACCAAUGCAGUGGCUAUUUCUGGUCUAAGCAGCCAAAACCCUGGUGUUAUUACCAUUGCCAAUGCGGUGUUUGGGUCAAAUCCAAAGAUUUCUGAUGAUGUUCUUGCCAAGGCAUUCCAAGUAGACAAGAAGGUGGUGGACUAUCUUCAAGCUCAGUUUUGGUGGCCCAACAACUAAAGAAAUAAAUGGAGAAUAGAAUCCAUGAAUCUAUUAUUUGUUGGACUUUAAACAUAUAUUAUUUAAUAUCGCAUGAAUAAGUUGUUGGUUAGGGAUGAUUUCCUCACAACUUUUUUCCCUAUGAUUUUAUAAUAAUGAUGUUUUUAAA
Camellia sinensis is the source of this 951-nucleotide messenger RNA. Its product is annotated as putative germin-like protein 2-1. The record is from RefSeq and is a predicted model, not a curated record. NCBI's taxonomy places the organism in Eukaryota, Viridiplantae, Streptophyta, Magnoliopsida, Ericales, Theaceae. Gene Ontology annotation, molecular function: manganese ion binding.